GCCUAGAACGACUUCCCUCCCGCUGCCAGGGGCAGCCUCACCCUGGGCGCCCACACCCCAGCCCUGGGAGAGCGCUACUCUGCCUCCCGCACCACCGAAAACCUCCUCCUCCUUUUCGGGCCGCGCCCCCUUUAUACGCGGACGCGCCCUCUUUUGGUCGCCCCCUCCCCAACCCAGCACUAAGGAGCGCCCUGCUCUGGUCUCCGCCACCACCCAGCGCCUCCUGGACCCAUCCCCCCAAACCCUUGAACGUCCUCAGGACCCCCAGGAGCAGGAGACGCGGAGCUCGGAGCGCUGAGCUGACCUGCCGGAGCCGGGCGUGGGCUGCAGCCUCGGAGCUCCCGGAACGAUGGUGAAGUUGGGGAACAAUUUCGCAGAGAAGGGCACCAAGCAGCCGCUGCUGGAGGAUGGCUUCGACACCAUUCCCCUGAUGACGCCCCUCGAUGUCAAUCAGCUGCAGUUCCCGCCCCCGGAUAAGGUGGUCGUGAAAACUAAGACCGAGUAUGAACCUGACCGCAAGAAAGGGAAAGCACGUCCUCCCCAAAUUGCUGAGUUCACCGUCAGCAUCACGGAGGGUGUCACCGAGAGGUUUAAGGUCUCCGUGCUGGUCCUCUUCGCCCUGGCCUUCCUCACCUGCGUCGUCUUCCUGGUUGUCUACAAGGUGUACAAGUAUGACCGCGCCUGCCCCGAUGGGUUCGUCCUCAAGAACACCCAGUGCAUCCCAGAAGGCUUGGAGAGCUACUACGCGGAGCAAGACUCCAGUGCCCGGGAGAAAUUUUACACAGUCAUAAACCACUACAACCUGGCCAAGCAGAGCAUCACGCGCUCCGUAUCGCCCUGGAUGUCAGUUCUGUCAGAAGAGAAGCUGUCCGAGCAGGAGACUGAAGCGGCUGAGAAGUCAGCUUAGCGGGAUGGGCAAGUUCCUUACAAUGUGUCACUUGCAAAUAACAAAGGGACUUUGAGGGACAUUUCAUUAAAUAUAAUUACUGAUACUUUAGAGGUUACUCAUUUACGGUGCAAUUGCUUCUGUUUGCUAAUGCUGCUUUGCAAAUAAAACUUGCUGCCGACCACCCACGGGCAUAAAAUCAAGUGCAUUUCAGCAUUGCCUAAAGAGCUCUGACACCACUUUUCAUGUUAAGAUCUUCAUUUAGCUCCUUUACUGGGAUUUAUUGGAUGCUGUCAAAAAAUAAAUUUACACUGGAUAUGCCAAGGGUUUGGAUCUCAGAUAAAUGCAUUUUGUGGAAUUGAUUUUCUGAACCGACCCUGCUGUCUGCAAACCUUCCUCCAUAGCCAUAUCUAGAGUGAUCUCUCGCUGUGCUAAGAGCAAGCCUACUUCGCAUUUCUUCCUCGGCCAUCAGCGGGUAACACUGCUGACUGCUGCCAAGGUGCACUGUAGUAAGUAAGUGGCAUAGAGAAUGAGGAAAAAGACCCACCCGCCCCUCCCUGUGCUGACUCCUGAGUCGGGGUGGGACGGCCCUGCAAUGUGGCAGGCUCGGUGUGGAUUGACUACUCCCUCCCCUCUGACUCUGGCGUCUUGGUAAGGAGGGAGGGGCACCACCCAUCUGGGUGGAGACAGCUGGGGUUCGCUCCAGUGUGUGUAGACUGGCAGAGCAUGUGAGGGAGAGGGCUGGGAAGAGACGGCCCUGGGCCCGUGAGGUGCAGAACUCUCCCUGCAGGUAGUCUGUCUGCUCUGUGAUGUGCUGAUAGGAAAGAGCCCCCACUGGCCCUCUGGUUCACUUCUAUUAUGAAUAAAUUUGCACCAAUAGCCCCAUUAGUUUUUAAAGAAAUGAGCUGGGUGGGAAAAGUGGAAAUGUAAUUUCUGGUAAGCUUGAGCUACUUUAAUUUUUAUUCUAUGAAACUGAUAUCCCUUGAUGUGGGAAACAGGCAGGAAAGGCUGUGGGGUGGGGGUGGGGGACUGGUGUGGCACCGUGCAAACAAAAUGACAAAUUUCAACUCACGAUCUUUGUAAGAAAAUUGUUCCAGUUUGAAUCUUGAUAUUAAAGUUUAUGUUUACAAAAUUGCCAGUUAGAUGAACUAAGUGUGUAAAACAAAUAGAAAAGACAUUCGCAGACAUUUCUUCUAUGUUAUUGAAUGUGUUGUUUCUGGUAUACAUGUCAAAAGUUUCAGUUUUUUAGAUCAGAAAUAAACAACAAAUAGUGUGAGAUGUGUUGUGAACAGGCAUGGUGACCGUGGUCAGCGCCACUCUUGUUUCCUGAAAUGUGCUUCUAAGACAGAAAAUGUAUUUUCUCAUCAAGGGUGUCUGGAGACACAGACCGUGACCUUGGCGCAGCGGUGUGCAUCAGAGGCGUGUGCUGAGAAGGGUGGUGUUAAGCUGUGGAAAAUGACUCAAGAGCAAUAAAUCAGUGCCAAAGCUUCCCUGCGCAUCUGAAUAGACACAAGUGAAGCCCGUGUGCGCACAGUGCAGAGGCCGAGCCUGUAUUUCCAGGUAGACGUGGACUUUAUUGACUGUGAAUUCAUUUACAUGUAACUUCUGACAUUUCACUCUGUGCAAAUAAAGAACAUGAGGAUA
Messenger RNA from Pan troglodytes (chimpanzee), 2530 nucleotides. RefSeq names its product neuronal vesicle trafficking associated 1 (gene NSG1). Gene Ontology annotation, biological process: clathrin coat assembly; endosomal transport. Gene Ontology annotation, molecular function: clathrin light chain binding. Bases 350 to 907 code for a protein of 185 amino acids. Lineage: Eukaryota; Metazoa; Chordata; Mammalia; Primates; Hominidae. Gene Ontology annotation, cellular component: endosome; membrane. The transcript is spliced from 6 exons. The record is from RefSeq and is a predicted model, not a curated record.